AUGCCAGCUAAGCAAGAUCGCUUCCCUAUUUUGAUCGGAGACCCGGAACAAGAUUGGGCCGCUGCUACACUCCUCAUCCGAGAGGUCUGCAUGCUGAAGCUGGUUGAAGAGAUCACAAACAAAUCCGAAUGGUGGAAAAAGAUUCGAGAGCCCAACAUCGCCGCGAAGUGGAAGAAGGAGGCACUCGAGAUUGACUGGGCUAGCUACGUACGCCAUGGUGACUUCACGCUUGCUAUGGCGGACUGUUGUAUCAACGAAAUUCGCAUAAAGGCUGAUAUCUACGAGCAGACCGGCCUUGUUCCUGUGCUUGAUUAUUCGGCCUGCAUUAUUAAGUCGGACAAACUCAUCACAGAGGAACUCCGACACGAACUUAUCGCGGCGGUUGAAGCUCUUGAAAACGUCCCAGAAGAAGAGAAGGACUGGCAUCCUGGAAGCAACAAACAGGUUCUCAACCUAGUUCAUCCUUCCCUUUGUCCCCUUGUCUAUGGGCGCUCUCGGAUCCUGUUGGAUAAGCGUAUUGGUGUCCAGGACUGCCUUGAUUACUGCGGUCUUGGCCAAGUCAUUCCGAUACCAGAUUGCUCUGAGCUCAUCAAAGAGACCACUAGAGGACCUCGAACGAAUGCGUUUCAAUGGUUGCCCUGUGACGUCGUUCUCGAUAACGACGGUGGCGUCAAGAUUGACAGCUAUAUCAAUAACCUGCAUCCGAUCAAACACGCUCAACUGUAUCCCCUUAUUGAGCGCUUUAUUGCGAAGGCUCUGCCAGCGUGGGAUCUAGUGUAUCACAUCUGUACAAGCUCCGAUUGGGGCUGUUCUCAAUCGAAUCGACCACUCGGUGAUGGCGAGCCUCCACGCCUCCAGGAUGAAGAAGACAAUCCGGACUAUGAGGGAUCUGAGCGUGCAGAGCUUGAUAGUGCCUGGUUUCACAAAACUCAUCCCGUUCCUGUUCCAGAGCCGGAUGAAGCAUCAGCGGCGCACGGUCGUAGCAGAUCCAGUUCUCGAUAUUACAGACUCCCUGCUAGCAGCACAUUUAAUCUCUCCGCAAGCCACAUUAAGGAAAGGGGAUUUUUCAAUGGCGCUUCUCGCAUUCAGGUUAUUGUCAAACUCGCUAAUAUUCACUUAACGCCAGAGAAACCUUAUUAUCGUGGCGGUUCAUGGCACGUGGAGGGCCAACUGAACGAACAUAUUUGCGCCACUGCCCUAUUCUACUACGACAAUGAUAAUAUUACGGAAUCUCGACUUGCUUUCCGUACGUCCGCCAACGCUGAAGACUUACGUAUGGGGCUGCGGUACGACCAAAAUGACUACUAUUCUAUCGAGCGCACAUUCGCUAUUCGCCCCCGGACCCCCGAUGACAAUAUUCAGGAGAUAGGGUCUAUUUUUACACGCGAAUGUCGGGCUAUCUUUUUCCCAAACCUAUACCAACACCGUGUCCACCCCUUCCGCCUCGCCGACCGCUCCCGCCCAUGUCAUCGAAAGAUCCUUGCCCUCUUCCUAGUCGAUCCAUCAAUCCCUAUCAUCUCUACAGCUAACGUCCCUCCUCAACAAAGGCACUGGUGGCUCGGCGAACAGCACAUUAUGAGCAGUUCACUACCUCGAGAGCUAAACGAGAUGAUUCUCAGCAAUGUCGAUUUCCCAAUUGAUGAGACUGAGGCCAAAAGCCUCCGCGAUGAACUAAUGGCCGAACGGACCGCACUGCAGGAGGAUUCGGACGGUAAGCUAAGAGAGGUGGGAUGGAAUUUCUGCGAACAUUAACGGAAGGUUGCAUAACUGUUUGCCAAGGAUCUCAGCUCGUCAAUGACUCAAAACCCCUCACUUCUUGUGGACGAUAGUGUGACGGGACAAGAGCUCUUUAUUUGACGAUCGCCACUUUUCCCUCAGCUUGUCCAUCUCUUUCUUCAGUGUGGCGCGGUGCGCUCGUAGCUCGCGGCGGUGACUCUUCUCUGCCUCUUCCU
Ilyonectria robusta is the source of this 1952-nucleotide messenger RNA. RefSeq lists its product as uncharacterized. Bases 1 to 1752 code for a protein of 583 amino acids. The transcript has 4 exons. The record is from RefSeq and is a predicted model, not a curated record. Lineage: Eukaryota; Fungi; Ascomycota; Sordariomycetes; Hypocreales; Nectriaceae.